This is a messenger RNA of Rhopalosiphum padi (bird cherry-oat aphid), 2091 nucleotides long. RefSeq names its product putative autophagy-related protein 11. The transcript is spliced from 17 exons. NCBI's taxonomy places the organism in Eukaryota, Metazoa, Arthropoda, Insecta, Hemiptera, Aphididae. The record is from RefSeq and is a predicted model, not a curated record.
AUGAGUCAGAAUCGAUUAAAUGGAUUUACUAUGCUUCAUAUUCACAGAGAAAUCGAUGUUCAAACUUCAGAAGUACUGUCAGUAUUGAGGGUAAAAAAGACCAAAGCGUCUCAACUUUAUAAUUUAAAAGAUUACACGAUUGUCAUGGAUGAAAAAUCUAAUGAAAAUAUUCUACAGAAUAUACAGGACAUAGACAAAACUAUUUUAAAGAUUACAGAAUGUAUACAAGUUCUACGAAAUAUCGAAAACAAAUUAAAUAUGAAAGAAAAUAAAACUUCGGACGAGAUAUCGACACUUCAGGAUUUAAAAAAAACAAUUGCUGUACAACUGAAAGAAUUGGACAAACAAUUUGAUCUCUCCAAUCAACUGAAAAUGGCAUUGGUGAACCAGACUUACAAAUUGAUGAGUAUAAAUUAUGGUGGCACUGUAGAUCAACUGAAUUUGGGAUAUCAGGAUCUAAUACCAACUUCUACUCAAAAUGUAAAUCUACACUUAAUUGAAUGAAAUGUUCACCAGACUGUAAAUCUUAACCACGACGCGUCGGUACUACCUCAGAUUAUGGUUAUGCAAUCAAUGAUGAGCUUCAAGGAUCCACAUACCGUUUGUCAAAGUUAUUGUUCAAUUCGAGAAUGUGAUUGUAAUGAUAAUUCUUGUUGUUGUAGUGUUUCUUCUAAUGCCACAAAUAUAAAUAUGUUAGAGGCACAAAGUUCAUACAAUGUGUAUAACUCACAAGAAGUUUGUCAACUAAAAGAACAACUUCAAAAUAUCGUCAAUGAAAAUCAAGAACUUCUUUUUAAAUACAAAUCUAUAACUGAACGUAAUAAUUUAUUGGUAAAAGCUUUGAACCGUCCCGCUGUAUUUAAAAAAAUAGAAGGAUGCAUAAGAUUUCCUGGAAAGAGAGAAAUGGAAGAAAAACUUUUAGGAUUUAAAACAGAAAUAUUACAAUUGAAUUCUGAAAUUAAAGAAGUACACAUAACUCAAUCAAAAUUAAAAUCAGUUAAAGAAAUUUUCGACCAAUUUAAUGCUACUAAUUGUCAGUGUGGAAGUUCUUCAUGUAACAACAUUAUUAAUACAAAUACUCAAGUCCAAAAACAAGAAAAUCGACAAAUUGAAUUGCAAAUAAAAGAGAAGACUAAUGAAUUGGAUAGUAUUGUAUUCUAUUAUGAAGAUAUCGUUAAAAAAAUUAACAAUAUUACUGAUACACGUAAUAAAUUAGCUGACGCUCUAGUAGAAUUAUCGAAAAAGAUAGAAGAGUACGAUUUGGAUGGUUUCAAAGAAUUAAUACAGGGUUUAAGCAAAAACAAUGAAGAUAUUGAGACAAUGGAAUUGAUCAUAAAAGAGCGUAGUAAUGAAAUUAAUGAUUGCAAAGAAAAGUUAAUACGAGUACAACUUGAAACCAAAGAUAUUACUUUAAAAACGCAAAAGUUGGAAGAUGCGAUGAAAAAUCUGUCAAACGAUUUCAAUGAAUCGUAUAAUAAAUUAGAAUUGGUUUACAAAGAACAGCUUGAAGAAAUGCUGGCAUUGCCAAAAGUUUUGAAAGAAACGCAUAUUAAGCUACAAGAAGAGACCGACCUAAGAGUAUUGGCAGAAGAAACGAUGAAUAAGCUUGAACGCGAUAUUAAACAGGUGGAAAGUUUGAAAAAUCCAAAUAAAAAGGACGAUGAAAAUAUGAACCAAGCAAUUAAAAACGAACAAUUAAAAAUAGAAGUCCAAAAUAAAAAUAUUGAAUUUAAAUUAAAAUCUCUCGAAGAAAACAUUCAGUUAGCUGCAGAGUGUUUAAAUAAAGAAACUCAAGAAUUAAAUACAGUAAAUCUACAAAUCCAAGACGCUAUUGCAGAAAGUACAAAACACAUAAACGCAUUCAAACAUUUUUCAGAAAUACAUUUAGAAAGAAUAGUUAACGAUUUGCAUAGAUUAAAAGAAAUUUGUAUAGAAUCACAAAGCAGAGAGUGUGCAAAAGUUCUCGUGAAAAAAUCGUUCAUGGAUCUUCUAAAAGAUAAAAUAACUUCAAUUUACCAUAACGUAGAGACGUGUAAGCUAGAAAUGCGUACUCUUUUGGAACAACCAAAUGAACAUUGCAUGGAACCAUAA